Molecule: messenger RNA, 2115 nt
Organism: Penicillium argentinense
Lineage: Eukaryota; Fungi; Ascomycota; Eurotiomycetes; Eurotiales; Aspergillaceae
Product: PPN1 endopolyphosphatase family protein
Exons: 4
Coding region: 1-2115 (704 amino acids)
Molecular function (GO): hydrolase activity
Source: RefSeq, a predicted model, not a curated record
AUGAAUUCGUUCCUCUAUUCCCCGGGCGUUCGCCUGGCCUUGCUCGUCGUGAUGCAGGCCAUCCUCGGAUUCGGCUCAUUCGUGAACGCGUCGACGCCCUCGCUUCCAGGAGCCGCGUCGUAUGUUGCGCCAGCUGGCUUUCCAACCUCGGUAUUUGUGCGACACAGGUCGUAUUACGAAUCUCCAGCCCUGCCCACCCGCGAGCCCCAGCCGAUUAUCUACGACCCUGUCCUGGACAUUACAUUUCCUUUCGAACUGACCAACCCGGAUAUUAUCCCAGAGAACUCCGAUGAGCGCCUUUUCCCCAAUCCAAAGGCCAACCUCCUCCCUCACGAAAAGGCCGGUCUUAUCAACGAUGUGAUGGCCAAUGUCACCAACAUCAUCAAGUCCAACAACACCGAGAGCCACUGCGCCAAGUGCAAGCGCGCAUUGGCUGCUGCAAAGCCUGCCGCCUUGUACACUCCCCUGAAGGCUCCGGAUGCCAUGGUACAUCUGUGCAAAGCUUUCUCCUUCGCCUCUAAUCUGACUUGCGAAGAAACGUACUCGUGGAAUGCAUUCGGCCCGAUCUGGACUCAGGUGUUGGCGUACGCUGAUGUGGAGGGUCUCGAUGGUGAUUACAUCUGCAACAAUUUGAAGAGCAGUUUCUGUCCUCAGCCGCAUGCGCAGCCAUUGCACAAUAGUCAGAGCUUGUUCCCUAAGCCUAAGCCGGAGAACCCCACCGUUCCUAAGGCGAGUGGGAAGCGGAUCAAAGUCCUUCACAUGUCUGAUUUGCAUCUGGAUGCUCGGUUCUCGGUCAACUCGGAGGCAAACUGCUUAUCGUAUUUGUGCUGUCGCAGUGGCAACCACAACAAGUCUACGCCCGAGAUUCUGCUUCCUGCAUCGCCCUAUGGAUCUUUCAAGUGCGACACUCCUUAUGACCUCGCUCUUGCCGCGCUACAGGCCGUGGGCCCGUUGACCGGUACAGGAAAAAGUACAUGUGGGGGCAAGGGAGCUCUUGCUUUCACUUUGUACACGGGUGACAUGGCGUCGCAUGAUCCGGAACAUCAGAUCUCGCAGCGGUAUCUUGAGUACAUCGAGACCUCCAUUUUUGACAUGUUCAAGCACUAUCUCUCGGGCCCGGUUUUUGUUGCUCUAGGAAACCACGAUUCUGCACCCUCCAACAUUGAUGCUGCUCAUAACCUUCCCGGACGUCUGGGACAGCAGAUGAGCUGGAACUACGAUCAUGUGUCUGGUCUGUGGGAGCAUGAGGGGUGGAUCAGCCAUGAGACUGCAAAGGAAGCGCGAACCCAUUAUGGUGGCUAUUCGGUCAAGACUCAUUAUGGGCUGCGCAUUCUUUCGUACAACACAGAUCUCUGGUACAAACACAACACCCUCAAUCUGAUCAACACUACCAAUCCAGACAAUUCUGGGAUGCUCAGCUGGAUUAUCGAAGAGCUUCAAAAGGCCGAAGACGAGGGCGAGCGUGUCUGGCUCAUUGGUCAUGUUCUCAGCGGCUGGGACGGCUACAACCCCAUGCCCGAUCCAACCAACAUCUUCUACCAGAUCGUUGACCGGUACUCUCCCCACGUAAUUGCUAACAUCUUCUUCGGACACAACCACGAAGACCAAUUCAUGGUGUACUACGCAAACAACGGAACCGUUCAAAAUGCAGAGAAUGCCCUGGCCACCGGCUGGAUCAUGCCAAGCUUGACCCCUCUAACCAACUUGAACAGCGCUUUCCGGAUGUACGAGGUUGACACGGGAGACUUCAACGUCUACGAAGCAUAUACCUUCUACAGCAAUGUCUCGGAGUAUCCUAGUCUGCACGGCGAGGGCCCAACCUACAAGCUCGAGUACUCCACGCGCGACACGUACGGCCCAGCAGCAGAGUGGCCCACGGACGCCCCUCUCAACGCCACGUUCUGGCACCGCGUGACGGAAGGUAUGGAAAAGGAUUUGAGUCUAGUGAGCUGGCACAAUACUCUCCAGGGUAAGAUGAGCGAGAAAAGUCCGAACUGCACAACCGAGGUGUGUCAAAAGGCAAAGAUUUGUUACAUGCGCAGUGGUAGUGCUCCACUGGGGUACUUGUGCAAGCAGGGAUAUGGCUCGGUUCAGAGUCCCUUCAAGGAGAAAUAG